This is a messenger RNA of Microtus ochrogaster (prairie vole), 1279 nucleotides long. RefSeq names its product N-acetylglucosamine-1-phosphate transferase subunit gamma (gene Gnptg). NCBI's taxonomy places the organism in Eukaryota, Metazoa, Chordata, Mammalia, Rodentia, Cricetidae. Gene Ontology annotation, cellular component: Golgi apparatus. The record is from RefSeq and is a predicted model, not a curated record.
AGCUUCCGGUUUUGGGUGCUGGCAGUUCCUGCCGUCGCUCACGUGACUGUGCGACCCGGGGAGCGAUGGCGGUGCGGCUGGCCGGCAUCCUGCUGCUGCUCGGGCUGACGGCACGCGGGCCCGCGCCGGCACGUGCCGGGAAGAUGAAGGUGGUGGAGGAACCCAACACAUUCGGGCUGAAUAACCCGUUCCUGCCCCAGGCGAGUCGCCUUCAACCUAAGAGAGAGCCUUCGCCUGUGUCUGGGCCCCUGCAUCUCUUCAGACUUGCUGGCAAAUGCUUCAGCCUAGUGGAGUCGACGUACAAGUAUGAGUUCUGCCCUUUUCACAACGUGACGCAACAUGAGCAGACCUUCCGCUGGAACGCCUACAGCGGUAUCCUUGGCAUCUGGCACGAAUGGGAAAUUGCCAACAAUACCUUCAAGGGCAUGUGGAUGACUGAUGGGGACUCCUGCCACUCCCGGAGCAGGCAGAGCAAGGUGGAGCUCACCUGUGGAAAGACCAACCGACUGGCCCAUGUGUUUGAGCCAAGCACCUGUGUCUAUGCGCUGACAUUCGAGACCCCCCUUGUGUGCCAUCCCCACUCUUUGUUAGUGUAUCCAACCCUGUCGGAGGCCCUGCAGCAGCGCUGGGACCAGGUGGAACAGGAUCUGGCAGACGAGCUAAUCACACUGCAGGGCUAUGAGAAGUUGCUGAGGGUGCUUUUUGAGGAUGCUGGCUACUUAAAGGUCCCAGGAGAAACCCAUCCCACCCAGCAGGCAGGAGGUUCCAAGGGCCUGGGGCUUGAAACCCUGGACAACUGUAGAAAGGCACACUCAGAGCUGUCACAGGAGGUACGAAGACUGACCAGUCUGCUGGACCAGCAUGGAAUCUCCCACACUCAGCCCACAGCAGAAAUCGCCCACUCUAAGCACCUGGGUCAGCAGGUCCCCACAGGUGCUACCUCAGAGCAGCUGCGGGGUGAUCCAGGACUACGUGGGAACACCCUGUGAUCCAGGUGGCAGGAGAGAUAAAGAAACAUCCUCAGUGGCAAAUGUCCUUCCAGAGAGGACAGGUGUGGUCUCAGCGGGUGCACAGAACUGGUGUGGUGGGGACAUGACUUCUUUUGGCAUCUUCUAGGUCAGGCAGGGUCACUGACAGACACAGCGACCUGCUGGCUAACCUUUGUUGUGCCCAGAAACACAGACAGAAUAAAUUUCAAAGUUUUAAUCUCAUACUGAUAAAAAAUAACUCCAUGAAUUCUGUAAACCAUUGCAUAAAUGCUAUAGUAAAAAAAUUUAAA